Molecule: messenger RNA, 1110 nt
Organism: Pangasianodon hypophthalmus (striped catfish)
Lineage: Eukaryota; Metazoa; Chordata; Actinopteri; Siluriformes; Pangasiidae
Gene: nsa2
Product: NSA2 ribosome biogenesis homolog (S. cerevisiae)
Exons: 6
Coding region: 159-941 (260 amino acids)
Biological process (GO): maturation of 5.8S rRNA; maturation of LSU-rRNA
Cellular component (GO): nucleolus; preribosome, large subunit precursor
Source: RefSeq, a predicted model, not a curated record
UUUUAGAGGUCGCACUUCCUUUCAAGCACGAGCUUUGGGAAAAUAACAUCAGAAACCCAAACGGCUCGAACAAGACUCUUUAACAACUGUUUAACCACAGGAAUCGGCCCACACAACAUUUAUACCUCGUUUUGAAUACGUAAACAUCCACAAACAACAUGCCGCAGAACGAGCACAUUGAGCUGCACCGUAAGCGCCACGGUUACCGGCUCGACCACCAUGAGAGGAAGAGGAAGAAGGAGAGCCGUGAGGCGCAUGAGCGCUCACAAAAAGCCAAGAAGCUCAUCGGUCUGAAAGCCAAACUGUACCACAAGCAGAGGCAUGCCGAGAAGAUCCAGAUGAAGAAAACAAUUAAGAUGCACGAACAAAGAAGAACCAAACAGAAAGAUGAUGACAAGACACCAGAAGGAGCAGUACCAGCUUAUCUGCUGGACAGAGAGGGCCAGUCUCGUGCCAAAGUUCUGUCUAACAUGAUAAAACAGAAGAGGAAGGAGAAAGCUGGAAAGUGGGAGGUCCCUCUUCCCAAAGUGCGUGCUCAGGGCGAGACGGAGGUUCUGAAGGUGAUCCGCACCGGAAAGAGGCAAAAGAAAGCCUGGAAGAGAAUGGUGACCAAAGUGUGCUUUGUCGGAGAUGGCUUUACACGCAAACCACCAAAAUAUGAACGCUUCAUCAGGCCAAUGGGUCUGAGGUUCAAGAAGGCACAUGUAACUCAUCCAGAGCUGAAGGCUACAUUCUGCCUGCCCAUCCUGGGUGUGAAGAAGAACCCUUCCUCUCCGCUCUACACCACACUUGGGGUCAUCACCAAGGGAACAGUCAUCGAGGUCAACAUCAGUGAGCUUGGUCUGGUCACGCAGGGUGGCAAGGUCAUCUGGGGUAAAUAUGCACAGGUGACCAAUAACCCAGAAAAUGAUGGCUGCAUUAACGCGGUACUGCUGGUGUAAUGGAAUUAAUGAACUGUGCCUAUAAGUGCAGCUUUGGACCGCAAUGACGUUGGAUUAUUGAAAUUUUCUCCAAAAUGCAGGAGAUUGGCAUUUCAGGAUAUGACUGUGGGUAAUGGGAAAAAAAAAAAACAAAAAAAACAACCUGACUGCUGUUCCAUGGCUAACAAAA